Messenger RNA from Effrenium voratum, 1136 nucleotides. NCBI's taxonomy places the organism in Eukaryota, Dinophyceae, Suessiales, Symbiodiniaceae. The record is from the annotation of a GenBank genome assembly.
AGUUCUGAAUGUUGCUGGACCAUUAUAGUUGUGCGAUUUGCUGCUGUCUUCCUUGGCCACUUCCGGCUAUUGCAGCUUCGCCAUGGGAUCUAGCCGCCCCGGCGUGCGACGCCCCAUUCACGCAGGUUCCUGGUAUGAGGAUGAUCCUGACAUUCUCAGGGCGGAGCUGCGCCAAAUGCUAGGGGCAGAAUUUGCAGAGGGGGCCACUCCAGAUCCAGGGCUCAAGGCGGUGAUCUCACCACACGCAGGCCUGCGUUACUCUGGAUCUGUGGCCGCGUGUGUUUUUGCGCGCCUCGACGUUUCCAAGCUUUCGCGGGUGGUGCUGCUCGGGCCCUCCCAUCAUGCGCGGCUGGAGGGGUGUGCCAUACCAGGGCCAGAGGUCGCAGCCUACAGGACGCCUUUGGGGGAUCUCCCCUUAGACCAAGAAACUUUAGCUGCGCUCCGAGAGAGCAAGGAGUUCAGCCAUUUGCCCAUGCACGUGGACGAGGCAGAGCAUUCUGUUGAGAUGCAGCUCCCAUUUCUGGCGGAGCUGCUUUUGCAUGGCCCAAAGCGGCCUUCUGUUGGCUUGGUGCCGAUGCUCGUGGGUCAGGUGAACGCCCAAAGCGAGGCGCGGUACGGCAAGCUGCUUGCUCCCCUUCUGCAGCAGGAGGGCACGCUUUUUGUGAUUUCUUCAGACUUUUGCCACUGGGGUGCGCAGUUUGGCUACACCCGUGUAGGUUCAACGAGCUUAGCGCGGACCUACCGGGAAGGUCCGCACCCAGACAACGCACGCAUCGAGGGCUUGGAUCGCGAGGGCAUGGCUCUCAUCGAGCAGCAAGACGCGGAGGGCUUCAGAAAGUACCUGCAAAGAGAAGGUAACACCAUUUGCGGCCGACACCCCAUUCUGGUGCUGCUGGAGGCGCUCUCCACCUGCCAAUCCUCGCCUGUGGCAGUGGACUUCGUGAAGUAUGCGCAGUCCAGUGCCCUGCCGGGCAUGCCGCCACCACGAACGGCCAGCGUGUCUUAUGCAUGCGCCAGACUCCCAGCUGCAAAGAUCUUUCACUCUGCACGUGUGUUUGCCCAGGCCCUGUGCCGGUAGCUGACCAGCUCUGGCUUUUUAAUAGGAUCAGCUCGACAUUUGAAUUUCAGCGGCGAGG